UGCUCUUCCAUCAAGAUAAUGUACGGGUUCACACGUGCCCGGCACCGAUGGCCAAAUUCAACGAAUUCCGCUACGAAUUGCUUCCCCAUCCAACAUAUCCGCCAGAUUUAGCCCUCUGCGACUAUUUCCUGUUUCCAAACCUGAAGAAAUGUUUCGGAGGAAAGAGAUUCAUCACCAGAGAACAGCUCAUCGCCGAAACAGAGGUUUAUUUUGAAGGGUUGGACAAAUCAUAUUAUUCGGACGACUUUUGAAAAAGUUGGAGAAUCGUUGGAUCAAGUGUAUCGAGCUGAAAGGAGACUAUGUUGAGAAAUAAAAAUGAAUCGAUCAAAAAAAAUGUGUUUUACUAUGU
Mycetomoellerius zeteki is the source of this 349-nucleotide messenger RNA. RefSeq names its product histone-lysine N-methyltransferase SETMAR-like. The coding region runs from base 48 to 251 and encodes 67 amino acids. Gene Ontology annotation, molecular function: nucleic acid binding. The transcript has a single exon. NCBI's taxonomy places the organism in Eukaryota, Metazoa, Arthropoda, Insecta, Hymenoptera, Formicidae. The record is from RefSeq and is a predicted model, not a curated record.